Scaptodrosophila lebanonensis is the source of this 1602-nucleotide messenger RNA. Its product is annotated as DNA damage-regulated autophagy modulator protein 1. Lineage: Eukaryota; Metazoa; Arthropoda; Insecta; Diptera; Drosophilidae. Bases 59 to 799 code for a protein of 246 amino acids. The transcript is spliced from 4 exons. The record is from RefSeq and is a predicted model, not a curated record.
GUUGCGUUUUAUUUUGCUUGCAUUGAGUGCAGCGUUUUAUUGCGUGAUAGAAUCCAUAAUGUCUAAUGUGUAUUUAUUGCCAGUAGCAGUGUUCCUUAUAUUCCAAGUAACUUUUCUUGGCACUUACAUCGCAGCUGUCCUGGAGGGCCAUGUCGUUCCUACCGUGCCGUAUAUCAGCGACGCUGCCACUUAUUCCCCGGAAAGCUGCGUUUUUGGCCAACUCAUUAAUAUAGGCAGCGUACUGCUGGGAAUCACAAUCUAUGUGCGCUAUCGUCAUAUUUUGCAACUGUACGAGCAUCACCCUGAGUUGGAUGUUGCUGUCUUGCGCCACAAUCGUCUCGCUUUGUGGUUCGGCUUGAUAUCCUGUCUAGGUAUCAGUUUUGUGGGCAAUUUCCAGGAGACAAAUGUGCGAAUUGUACACUUUAUUGGAGCCUUUUGUUGUUUUGGUUGCGGCACACUUUACUUUUGGAUGCAAGCACUCAUCUCUUUCUCAAUCUUGCCAAUGGCUGGUACCCGCAUCUACGCACACUUGCGUCUGGGCAUGUCGGUCUGCUGCACCAUCUUGUUUAUAGUCGUGGCCGUGACCGGUGUUAUGUCACACAUACUUUUCAAAGGACAGAAUCCGCGCAAAUGGUACCCUUCGGAUGGUGGUUGGUAUUUCCAUGUCAUCAGCUCCAUUUCGGAAUGGAUAAUUGCCACCGUAUUUAGCUUUUACAUACUUACCUUCACAAGAGAAUUUCGUGAUGUAUCGCUGGAUCAUCCGCAGAUUUCCCUGAUCUCCUACUCUAUGACAAUUUAGGUAUUAGAUUCAUAGUUGGAAUGUAGGUAUGUCAGUCACAGCUUUAAAUGGCAACGACCAGUACGAAAAUGCACCCAUAAGCAGGUACUAGGCUGGAAGCCGGCCCAAUAAAUACGCAGGUCGGGCUUAAAAAAAGGCACUUUCAAAUCAUUAAAAAUUAAAAGCUACUAAAUCCCUUACACUUAAACACCAUUUAAUUAAGGACUCGGUCCAACGAAGCAUAGUUUCACUUUUAUUUUAUACAUUUUUUUUUAUGAUUUAAGCGCUAGCAAACCUUAAUAUUCAUUUUCUACUAUUUAUAGUUUUUUAAAAUAACCGUAUUUCAAAUUAAAUUUUUCUUUGAAUUGAAUUGGAAUACCCAAAAAUUAUUGGGUUAGUUUGUCAGCUUUUGGUGCUUAUUGUUGUCCGCUUCGAUAAACCUAUUGCUGUGAUAAAUGUAAAUAUGUGCAUAUACCAUAUUUUUAUGGAUCAUGCCCCAAGGAAGUAGAGUUUGACUUUUUAGUGUUCUUAUAUAAAUAUUCCUUCAUUCGUUCAUUAGGAGACUAGAAUGCCAAACUCGAACGUGAAGAUAAACGCCAGUAUUUCAAAAUUUAUAGGAUGCCAGACAGUCCUUUAUUCAACAAAAUUCGAAUACGUACCGUUAAAAAAGUAAUUACAUUAAUAAAUGUAAGUGCGUUUGACAAAAAAGUUUUCAUGUGUGGAAACAAGUUUAUUACCUUUUUAUUAUUUCAUAUAAAUAUUGCAUAUUAAAAUGGUGGAACCCUUAAUUGAAAUCCAAAUAAAGAAAAAAAACGUAUGCUGAA